AUGUCAGACCGUCAUCCCACUCUGCUCCAGCCCUACUCUGAGCGGGCCAAGACGGCCACUCACCCACUCUCCCGGUACCUCUUUCGGUUGAUGGACCUCAAGGCCUCCAACCUCUGUCUCAGCGCCGAUGUCACAACGGCUCGGGAACUCCUCGCGCUUGCCGAUAGGGUCGGCCCGUCCAUCGUCGUUCUCAAGACUCACUACGAUUUGAUCUCGGGAUGGGACUACAACCCGCAGACCGGCACUGGCGUCAAGCUUGCCGCCCUCGCCAGAAAACACGGCUUCCUCAUCUUUGAGGACAGAAAAUUCGUCGACAUUGGAAAGACAGUCCAGAUGCAGUACACAGCCGGCACUGCCCGCAUAAUAGAAUGGGCACACAUUACCAACGCCAACAUCGACGCUGGCAAGGACAUGGUCCGCGCCAUGGCGGAAGCGGCGGCCAACUGGAAGGCACGCAUUCACUACGAGGUCAAGACGUCCGUCUCUGUUGGCACACCAGUUGCUGGCCAGUUUGAUGAUGGGGAAGAGCAAAACAAUGGCGGGAGCGACAGGGACUCUGACGGGCGAAAAGGAAGUAUCGUCUCCAUCACCACCGUCACUCAGUCCUUUGAGCCUGCUGACUCACCGAGAUUGGCCAAGACCAACGAGCAUGGCGAUGAGCUCGUCUUCCCCGGCAUCGAGGAACCGCCAAUGGACCGCGGACUGCUCUUAUUGGCGCAAAUGUCGUCCAAGGGCUGCCUGAUGACCAAGGACUACACCCAGGCCUGUGUCGAGGCCGCUCGCGAGCACAAGGACUUCGUCAUGGGUUAUGUAGCGCAAGAAGCCCUCAACUCUGCUCCAGAUGACAACUUUAUCCACAUGACUCCUGGCUGCAAGCUACCACCACCGGGCGAGGAGGAGAACGGACAUGUCGAGGGCGACGGCUUGGGCCAGCAGUACAACACCCCGGCCAAGCUCAUCACCCUCCUCGGCACUGACAUCGUCAUUGUGGGACGUGGCAUCAUCCAGGCCGCGGACCCCCCGACAGAGGCUGAGCGCUACAGGAGGAAAGCGUGGAAGGCGUACCUGGCUCGUCUGAGUUAA
Messenger RNA from Podospora pseudocomata, 1083 nucleotides. RefSeq names its product orotidine 5'-phosphate decarboxylase (gene URA3). The record is from RefSeq and is a predicted model, not a curated record. The coding region runs from base 1 to 1083 and encodes 360 amino acids. NCBI's taxonomy places the organism in Eukaryota, Fungi, Ascomycota, Sordariomycetes, Sordariales, Podosporaceae. Gene Ontology annotation, cellular component: cytosol. Gene Ontology annotation, biological process: 'de novo' UMP biosynthetic process; 'de novo' pyrimidine nucleobase biosynthetic process. Gene Ontology annotation, molecular function: orotidine-5'-phosphate decarboxylase activity. The transcript has a single exon.